CGUUUUCGAAGAUACUCAUACAUUUUUUUCCCAUUCAGUAAUACAAUCCAAUUCAAGUAACAUAGUUGGAAGAAGAUUUUCUAUUAUUUCAAUUCAAAUUUCAAUGAAUUCCUUGUGGAAAGAGUUUUAAAUUCUAGAAUUGGUAUUUUCCCAAAAACUAUCCAACCUAUAUACUGAUUAUGCUCAUGUUUCAGUUGGAAUACUAGUAUUAACAGUGUUAAGAAUAAAGUCUCUCGUUUAUAACCUGAAGUUUUAUUCUAUCCAUUACACCACCACCAUAAACAACGUCACAAGGCGGCAACGCGGGAAUAGGAGCCGAUGGUAGACAAUCAUAUUAUCCAUCGUAUAAAGAAACAAGCAGCCAAUGCCAAGGCUACCCAUCUUAUCCGGAAUCUCAACGCAGUUACCCAUCUCAACCAGCAUAUCCACCACAGCCAGGUUAUCCGCUCCAAAGUUAUCAGCCUAAUCAUCAAGCAACGAUGUCUUCAUCCGACCAAAACGCCCCAAGUCCAAGUGAUGAUGCAGAUUAUGCGAAAUCAUUCGACUUCAGUACUGCGUCCAUUAGACAAGGCUUCAUUCGUAAAGUCUACGGUCUUUUAUCCCUACAAUUGAUAGUUACAUUUGGAAUAGUCCUGCUGUUUUGCCUACAUCCGACAGUGAAAGAAUAUACCAGAAAUAACUUAUGGAUUUUAUUGGUGGCUAUAGUUGUUGAAUUUGUCACAAUUAUGGCCUUGUGUUGUUGUGAGGCGGUUCGACGCACUCAUCCGACCAAUUUGAUCUUCAUGGCAUUGUUUACACUUGGCACGGCAAUUUGCGUUGGCUACGUCGGCGCAAGUUAUUCAGUCGAAGACGUCCUGAUUGCGUUGGGCUUGACCGCCAUCAUGGUCAUCGGAUUAACGUUGUUUGCCUUACAAACGAAAUGGGAUUUCACAAAAAUGGGUGGCGGUUUAUUCAUUGCACUUUUAUUGUUCACUGUUGUGGCCAUCGUUGCAUCAAUCAUGCGAAGUAAUUACGCAACAAUGAUCUUGGCUUAUGUCGGAGUUGUUCUGUUUUCCAUUUAUUUGAUUCAUGACACCCAAUUAAUUAUUGGUGGCAAUCAUAGAUAUGAAAUGAGUCCGGAAGAAUAUGUUCUUGGUGCGAUCACUCUCUACUUAGACAUCGUUAGAAUCUUCAUGUAUCUCUUGCGCAUCGUUGCAGCAGCGAAAAGUUAGACAUUCACAAAAUGGAUAGAUAAGCAAUCAAUCAUGCAUAAAUGACUAUGAAACAAUAAGCUUUUUUUCCGUCUGAUUGAUAUCACCUAGUCAUAUUUGUCUAAUUACUUUGUCCCCAUUCUUCUAUUUAUGUAACAGUUUUAUCCACAUAUCAAAGAAAAUAAAUACAGGUCUGUAGCCGGGAAAUUAGUUGCAAUUUGAUUUCAA
Messenger RNA from Sitodiplosis mosellana (orange wheat blossom midge), 1418 nucleotides. Its product is annotated as protein lifeguard 1-like. The transcript has 5 exons. The record is from RefSeq and is a predicted model, not a curated record. Lineage: Eukaryota; Metazoa; Arthropoda; Insecta; Diptera; Cecidomyiidae. Gene Ontology annotation, cellular component: membrane. The coding region runs from base 480 to 1211 and encodes 243 amino acids.